This is a messenger RNA of Salvia miltiorrhiza (redroot sage), 885 nucleotides long. RefSeq lists its product as uncharacterized. The transcript has a single exon. Lineage: Eukaryota; Viridiplantae; Streptophyta; Magnoliopsida; Lamiales; Lamiaceae. Gene Ontology annotation, molecular function: nucleic acid binding. The record is from RefSeq and is a predicted model, not a curated record. Bases 1 to 885 code for a protein of 294 amino acids.
AUGGCAGAAAAUAGAGAGUCUUCAAAGUUAAAUAAUGAUGAAAGAAAUCAAGUUGCACAGUGGUUGUUGCAACGGAGUUCCAACGGCAAACUUCAAUACGGCGCAAAGAAGGAGGCAGCCACACUCUUCAAACUUAGUUUGAAGACUAUUUAUCUCAUUUGGAAAUCGGCAACUGCCCAACAAGCGCUCGGACGACCUAUACAAUUGAAAUCAAUGAAAAGAGGUUCAACACACAAGGAUAAAUGGGCGAUCGAUUCAGAAAAGGUAAAGAAGUUAAGUGUUCUACAAAGAUCUUCAAUUAGAGUCAUGGCAUGUAAUCUAGGAGUUAGUAAGUCACUUGUAGGUGUGUGGGUGAAAGACAAGAAACUUAGAGCACAUACCAAUGCUAUCAAACCGCUUUUAACCCCUCAAAACAAGAUAUCAAGGCUGCGAUGGAGCCUUAGGCAGCUUAGUGACAUAAAUGUGGAGGGAUUUAUCAAGUUUCAAACCAUGUUCAACACCAUACACAUAGAUGAGAAGUGGUUUUACUUAACCAAAAGCAAGGAUAGAUAUUACCUUAUGCCGGGUGAGUUGGACCCGUAUAGGGCUUGCAAAUCAAAUAGAUACAUACCAAAGAUUAUGUUUAGUUGUGCAAGUGCACGACCUAUCAAAGCCAAAGGGGACAACAAUUACAAAAUCCCACACAUGAACAAAGAGAGGUUAGAAAGGAUUGGCAUGCUACCAGAUGCAAUUUCAAUUUCACAACAGCUAGUGGAUGAGAGUAUGGAGUUCUUAGAGGGAAACAAUCAUGCUGACACAACAGAAUACACAGAUGGUCAAGCUGAAGAAUUUCAACAGAAUAUGUCAGACAUCCUAGAGGGUCUCACACAUGUAAACAUCAAUUAG